UAUAAAAGCUCUUCUGCAAGCCAAGGCAGCAGCAGUGUCAGCUCACCACCUUGGUCACCACCGUUGUCACCAGCAGCACAGAGAACCUUCACCAUGAUCUUCAGAGUCCUCCUGCUUCUCUCAGUCCUGGCCUGCAUCGCCUUCUCACAUAACAUUGUGGGGGGGCGCUCGACGUGCCUGUGCCAGAGCACUCGUGACAAUCUCGGGGUCAAUCCUCGGAACAUCAAGAACUUGGAGAUUUUUCCCCCAUCAAACUUUUGCGAGAAGCUGGAAAUCAUUAUCAACCUGAAGAACGGGAACCAGUACUGCCUGAAUCCCGAAGCCCAGAAAAUCCGCCGAAUGAUUAAAAAACUGCAAUCGAAGAUGAUGCCCUGAUGUGGAGGAAGGUGACCCCCCCCCCCAGCCGGCAUCUGAUUGGACACCGAAGCUGGACACGAUCUCCCCGCCCCCAGAUACAGGAACCACCCAGUCCUACUGAUACUCAUACAGAAUGUAUCCACAUGUGUCAUUUAAAUAAUUAAUGGUAUAAACAUCGUUGUCUAUUGAUGUGUUCGUAUUGUUACUAAUCACAACCCUGUACUGUAUAAGUGGUUGUGGAAGAUGGCUGUAUUCUGCAUAAUGCAAAAUAUAUUUUUCUAUUGCUGGUAUUUUCUUAAUAUAUAUUUUCUAUGUAGUAUAGCACUAUAUGGCAAACUGCAUUCAGUUUUUACAUUGUAUAACAUACUCAUUUAUUAUUAUUUAACUAUAUUCAAUUAAUAAACACAAAAAAAACAAA
Messenger RNA from Brienomyrus brachyistius, 775 nucleotides. RefSeq names its product C-X-C motif chemokine 10-like. The transcript is spliced from 4 exons. Lineage: Eukaryota; Metazoa; Chordata; Actinopteri; Osteoglossiformes; Mormyridae. Gene Ontology annotation, molecular function: chemokine activity; CXCR chemokine receptor binding. Gene Ontology annotation, biological process: chemokine-mediated signaling pathway; antimicrobial humoral immune response mediated by antimicrobial peptide; inflammatory response. Bases 94 to 375 code for a protein of 93 amino acids. The record is from RefSeq and is a predicted model, not a curated record. Gene Ontology annotation, cellular component: extracellular region.